AUGCAGAAUUUACCAGUCAGUAUAGUGGUUGGAUCUUGUGUUUGGGUGGAGGAUCCUGAGGUAGCAUGGGCAGAUGGGGAAGUUGUUGAAGUUAACGGUGAACAGAUCAAAAUAAACUGUUCGUCAGGAAAAGCAGUUGUUGCUAAUGUGUCUAAUAUCUACCCAAAAGAUGUUGAGGCUCCUUCCUGUGGUGUGGAUGACAUGACAAAGCUGGCUUAUCUUCAUGAGCCAGGGGUUCUUCAGAAUCUAAAAUCUCGAUAUGACAUGAAUGAAAUUUACACUUACACAGGUAGUAUAUUAAUAGCUGUGAACCCUUUCCAAAGGCUACCUCAUUUAUAUGAUCGCCAUAUGAUGGAAAAGUAUAAAGGGGCAGCCAUUGGUGAGCUCAGCCCCCACCCUUUUGCAAUUGCAGAUGCAGCAUACAGGCAGAUGAUUAAUGAGGGAAUAAGCCAGGCAAUUUUGGUUAGUGGAGAGAGUGGAGCUGGUAAAACAGAGAGCACAAAAAUGCUUAUGUGUUAUCUUGCCUAUAUGGGAGGGAGAGCUGCAGCUGAGGGAAGGUCUGUGGAGCAGCAAGUCCUAGAGUCCAAUCCUGUUCUAGAAGCAUUUGGAAAUGCGAAGACUGUCAGAAACAGCAAUUCAAGUCGUUUUGGUAAGUUUGUGGAGAUCCAGUUUGAUCAACAAGGAAGAAUUUCAGGGGCUGCCAUUAGAACAUAUUUACUUGAAAGAUCACGAGUUUGCCAAGUGUCUGAUCCUGAGAGAAAUUAUCAUUGUUUCUACAUGCUUUGUGCUGCACCACCACAGGAUGUUGAUAGGUUCAAGUUGGGAAAUCCGAGGAUGUUCCAUUAUCUUAAUCAAUCAAAUUGUUAUGAGUUGGAUGGAGUGAAUGAUUGCAAUGAAUAUCAUGCAACGAGAAAGGCCAUGGACAUUGUUGGGAUCAGUUCUGAUGAGCAGGAUGCAAUUUUCCGAGUUGUGGCAGCAGUUCUGCACUUGGGCAACAUUGAGUUUGCAAAGGGUUCAGAUACGGAUUCUUCUGAACCUAAGGAUGAUAAAUCCCGGUUCCAUCUGAAAACUGCAUGUGAGCUUUUGAUGUGUGAUGAGAAGUCUCUUGAAGAUUCCUUGUGCAAACGAGUGAUGGUUACUCGUGAUGAGACUAUAACAAAAUGCCUUGACCCAGAUGCUGCUGCUCUCAGUAGAGAUGCUCUGGCCAAAAUUGUUUACUCGAGAUUGUUUGAUUGGCUUGUGAACAAGAUAAAUAAUUCUAUCGGUCAAGAUCCCAGUUCAAAGUUCGUAAUCGGGGUUCUAGAUAUCUAUGGAUUUGAGAGUUUCAAGACAAACAGCUUUGAGCAGUUCUGCAUCAAUCUAACAAAUGAGAAACUGCAGCAGCAUUUCAAUCAGCAUGUUUUCAAGAUGGAGCAAGAAGAAUAUACGAAGGAAGAAAUUGACUGGAGUUAUAUAGAAUUUGUUGACAAUCAAGAUGUUCUUGAUCUCAUUGAAAAGAAACCUGGUGGCGUCAUUGCGCUUCUGGAUGAAGCCUGCAUGUUUCCAAGAUCAACACAUCAAACAUUUGCACAAAAGUUAUACCAGACAUUCAAAGAUCAUAAACGGUUCCGCAAGCCAAAAUUGUCCCCAACUGACUUCACUAUUUGUCAUUAUGCUGGUGAUGUCACUUAUCAAACUGAGCUCUUUCUGGAUAAGAACAAAGAUUAUGUUAUUGCAGAGCAUCAAGCACUCUUGAAUGCUUCAAGGUGCUCAUUUGUGUCAGGCUUGUUCCCACUCUUGCCUGAGGAAUCUUCAAAAACAUCAAAAUUUUCGUCAAUAGGUUCUCGGUUCAAGCAACAAUUGCAAGCAUUACUUGAAACGCUUGGUGCAACAGAGCCACAUUAUGUUCGAUGCGUAAAACCAAAUAAUCUUCUGAAGCCUUCAAUUUUUGAGAAUUAUAAUGUAUUACAACAACUGCGUUGUGGGGGAGUCAUGGAGGCAAUUAGGAUCAGUUGUGCUGGAUAUCCCACUAGGAGAAAAUUUGAUGAAUUUAUAAGUCGCUUUGGCAUCCUUGCUCCUGAUGUUUUGGAUGGAAGCUGUGAUGAGGUCACUGCUUCCAAGAAGCUUUUGGACAAGGUGGCCAUUAAAGGUUAUCAGGUUGGCAGAAGUAAAGUGUUUCUCAGAGCUGGUCAGAUGGCAGAACUAGAUGCUCAGAGGACUGAGGUUUUAGGGAGAUCUGCCUGUAUUAUCCAAAGAAAAGUUCGUUCAUACUUUGGACGAAAAUUUUUUAUUGCACUGCGCUUGUCUGCCAUACAGAUUCAAGCUGUAUGCAGAGGACAAACUGCACGCUGUUGCUAUGAGUGUAUGAGGAGGGAAGCUGCUAGUGUGAGGAUCCAGGCAGACAUGCGUGCAUAUAUUUCUAGAAAGGCAUAUAAAAUGUUGCACUCUUCUGCUGUUAAAAUUCAAACAGGCAUGCGUGGAAUGGCUGCUCGCAUUGAGCUUCACUGCAGAAAGAAAAAUAAAGCUUCAACUCUUAUCCAGAGCCAAUGUCGGCGAUACUUAGCCCGUCUUCAUUAUUUGAGGAUAAGAAAAGCAGCAAUUGUUACUCAGUGUGCUUGGAGAGGAAGAGUGGCUCGCAAGGAGCUACGGAAGCUUAAAAUGGCUGCUAAAGAAGCUGGUGCUCUCCAAGCUGCCAAACUUAUGCUCGAAAAGCAAGUUGAAGAAUUGACCUGGCAGCUAGAGCAAGAGAAACGCAUGAGGGCUGAUAUAGAAGAAGCAAAGACAACGGAAAAUGAGAAAUUGCAGUCUGCUUUGCAAGAGAUGGAGCUGCAGUUUCAAGAAACUAAAGAACUGCUCAUUAAGGAACGCGAGGUUGCAAAGAAAGCUGCAGAGAUAAUUCCUGUUAUUGAUGAGCUUAUGGCUGAAAGUGAAAAGCUGAAGGCUGACAUGGAGGAAGCAAAAAGAAAGGAAAAAGAGAAACUGCAGUCUGCUUUGCAGGAGAUGCAAGAGAUGGAACUGCAGUUCGAAGAAACUAAGGAACUGCUAAUUAAGGAACUUGAGGAUGCGAAGAAAGCUGCAGAGCAAAUUCCACUAAUGCAGGAGGUCCCUGUCAUUGAUAAUGAAGCAAUUUAUAAGCUUAUGGCUGAAAAUGAAAAGCUUAAGGCUGACUUGGAGGAAGCAAAAAGAAAGGAAAAUGAGAACUUGCAGUCUGCUUUGCAAGAGAUGCCAUUGCAGUUUCAAGAAACCAAAGAACUGCCCAUUAAAGAACAUGAGGUUGAAGAGAAAGUGGCAGAGCAAAUUCCAGUUGUGCAGGAGGUCCGUGUUAUUAAUAAUGAAACGAUGAAUAAGCUUCUGGCUGAAAAUGAAAAGCUUAAGGCUGACAUGGAGGAAGCAAAAAUAAAGGAAAAUGAGAAAUUGCAGUCUGCUUUGCAAGAGAUGCAACUGCAGUUUGAAGAAACUAAGGAACUGCUCAUUAAGGAACUUGAGGAUGUGAAGAAAGCAGCCGAGAAAAUUCCGGUCAUGCAGGAGGUUCCUGUUAUUGAUAAUGAAACUAUUAAUAUGCUUAUGGCUGAAAAUGAAAAGCUUAAGGCGGACAUGGAGGAAGCAAAAAGAAAGGAAAAAGAGAACUUGCAGUCUGCUUUGCAAGAGAUGCAACUGCAGUUUCAAGAAACCAAAGAAUUGAUAAUUAAGGACCAUGAGAUUGAAGAGAAAGCUGCAGGACAAGUUCUGAUCGUGCAGGAGGUCACUGUUACUGAUAAUGAAACGAUUAAUAAGCUUAUGGCUGAAAAUGAAAAGCUUAAGGCUGACCUGGAGGAAGCGAAAAGAAAGGAAAAUGAAAAGUUGCAGUCUGCUUUGCGAGAGAUGCAACUGCAGUUUCAAGAAACCAAAGAAUUGCUAAUUAAUGAACAUGAGAUUGAAGAGAAAGCUGCAGGGCAAAUUCCGGUUGUGCAGGAGGUCACUGUUAUUGAUAAUGAAACAGUUAAAAAGCUUAUGGCUGAAAAUGAAAAUCUUAAGGCUGCCCUGGAGGAAGCAAAAAGAAAGGAAAAUGAAAACUUGCAGUCUGCUUUGCAAGAGAUGCAACCACAGUUUCAAGAAACCAAAGAAUUGUUAAUUAAGGAACACGAGCUUGAAGAGAAAGCAGCAGAGCAAAUUUCAGCUGCUCAGGAGGUCCCUGUUAUUGAUAAUGAAAUGAUAAAUAAGCUUAUGGCUGAAAAUGAAAAGCUUAAGGAUUUAGUAAGUUCUCUAGAAAAGAAAAUUGAUGAAACAGAGAAAAAAUAUGAAGAAACUAACAAGCUUAGUGAAGAACGGUUGAAGCAGGCUUUGGAGGCAGAGUCAAAGAUAAUUCAGUUGAAGACUGCUAUGCAUAGCCUUGAAGAGAAACUUUCUGACAUUGAGACUGAAGACCAACUCCUGCAGCAUCAAGCUUUGAUAAACUCACCUGCUGGGAAAAUGUCAGGACAUUUAGAAAUCAAAACAACUCAGCAUGCAGAAAAUGGUUAUCAUGAACCACAGAGUAUAGAUACUGCUAAAAAGUUUGGUUCUGAAUCAAUGAGGAGAUCCCAGGUUGAAAGGCAGCAUGAACCACAAAAUGUAGCAGCUGCUAAAAAGUUUGGUACAGAAUCAAUGAGGAGAUCCCAGAUUGAAAGGCAGCAUGAGAAUCUGGAUGCUCUUAUCAAAUGUGUGAGUCAAGAUAUUGGGUUCAGUCAUGGAAAACCAGUUGCAUCUUUUACCAUAUACAAAUGCCUUCUACACUGGAAGUCUUUUGAGGCAGAGAAAACUAGUAUAUUCGAUCGUCUUAUCCAAAUUAUUGGUUCUGCAAUAGAGACACAAGAGAACAACCACCUCAUGGCUUAUUGGCUAUCAAAUACAUCUACAUUGUUGUUCUUGCUUCAGAAGACACUGAAAGCUACUGGUGUGUCUUCAGGGAAACCACCACCUACUCCAACAUCAUUCUUUGGGAGGAUGACCAGAAGUUUCCGUUGCUCCCCCUCUUUGGCCAACCUUUCUUUCCGAGGCCUUGAUGUGCAAGUGAUUGAGGCUAAAUAUCCGGCUUUGCUUUUCAAGCAGCAGCUCACUGCUUAUGUGGAGAAAAUAUAUGGGAUAAUUCGUGACAAUUUAAAGAAGGACUUGUCCCCACUUCUUUCUUCCUGUAUCCAGGCACCAGAAACAUCAAGGGGAAAUGUUUUACAAUCAUCUGGGCAACCUAUUAGUAAUGAUUCUCCUCCAGCUAGUUACUGGAAGAACAUCAUUGAGAACCUAGAUGGCUUCCUUGACAUAUUGAAGCAAAAUUUUGUACCUCCAAUUCUCUGUCAAAAGAUGUUUAUACAGAUAUACUCUUAUAUUAACAUGCAACUUUUUAAUAGUCUUCUUAUUCAUCGGGAGUGUUGCACAUUUAGCAAUGGGGAAUAUGUGAAGGCUGGGCUAGCUGAAUUGGAACUGUGGUGUGGCCAAGAAAAGGAAGAGUAUGCAGGCUCAUCUUCAGAUGAAUUGAAGCAUGUGACACAGGCUGUUGGAUUCUUGGUUAUGCAUCAGAAAUCACAAAUUUCCUACAAUGAUAUUACAAAUGAUCUCUGCCCUAUUCUGAAUUUACAACAGCUUCAUAGAUUAUGCACACUGUGCUGGGAUGAUGACAACAAUACUGAAAGCGUAUCCCCCGAUGUUAUUUCCAGAAUCAAGGAACUAAUGACUGAAGAAGACUCAACUGAUUCAGAUAGCAAUUCCUUUUUGUUGGAUGAUGAUCCCGGUAUUCCAUUCUCAGCAGAUGAGAUUAGCUUCUCUGUGAAAGUGAAGGAUUUCUCAGAUGUAGAACCUGCUGCAGAGCUACUUGCAAAUCCAGCAUUCCAGUUUUUAUCAGAAUUUUUUUGAUGCCGACAGAUGACACGGAUGCCACUUGUCCCGGAAUGAAUGCCCCUUUGUAAAUAUGCCACCAUUUUACAUUACAUCUAUUGGCCCGGAUGUAAAAUUAUGCUUACAAGUUAGAUUUUUAUUAUUUGUAGGCUUGGUCUGACUGUAGUUAGAAAGGGUUUCUCACCAACCAGUGCCCCUAUAUCCUUCCCCCCUCCCCACACACCAAUUCUAGUGUUCACUCUGGGGGGCGGCAUUCUUUGAUUCUUUGUAGUGAUGACAGGAGGGGAACACCAGGAUUUGUUGAUGGGUCUCCUCCAUUUUGUUCUUGUACAGAGUACAAUUUAUUGGCCAAAUAGCCCAAUUGUCAAUUUUUAACUGCACUUGUUUCUGUACCCAACCCUCUUGUAAUAGACUUACUCCAAUAAGAUGUAUUAAUUUAAUGAUGUGACAAUUAGGGUGAUAG
Molecule: messenger RNA, 6289 nt
Organism: Diospyros lotus (date-plum)
Lineage: Eukaryota; Viridiplantae; Streptophyta; Magnoliopsida; Ericales; Ebenaceae
Product: myosin-8-like
Exons: 45
Coding region: 1-5844 (1947 amino acids)
Biological process (GO): vesicle transport along actin filament; actin filament organization
Cellular component (GO): cytoplasm; actin cytoskeleton; myosin complex
Molecular function (GO): actin filament binding; microfilament motor activity; ATP binding
Source: RefSeq, a predicted model, not a curated record